UACUAUCAGCAAAAUGCGGUUAAAAAUGAAUGAGUCUGCUCAAGGCUGGCAAGGAGAGGAACUCAUCACCUGUCGGCAUGGUGAAUACGGAUACACAAGUUCGGAGUGGGCUUUCAUGGUUGUUGUCACUGUUUGCGCAAUACUUAUUUGUGUCUUAGCAUACUUUGAGAAGAUCUAUGUAGACGGCAACUAUAGAUUAAGACUGUUACUUGAAUAUUUGCCGACACCGGAAAUAGUGAUGCGCUACAACAAAGCUGGAGAUACUGUGAUCGGAAUUGAGAAGACACAGGAGACCAAGGAAGAAGACGGGCCAAAAGAAACAUCGUGA
This is a messenger RNA of Cylicocyclus nassatus, 328 nucleotides long. The record is from the annotation of a GenBank genome assembly. Lineage: Eukaryota; Metazoa; Nematoda; Chromadorea; Rhabditida; Strongylidae.